Molecule: messenger RNA, 3633 nt
Organism: Tripterygium wilfordii
Lineage: Eukaryota; Viridiplantae; Streptophyta; Magnoliopsida; Celastrales; Celastraceae
Product: 4-alpha-glucanotransferase DPE2
Exons: 23
Coding region: 391-3315 (974 amino acids)
Biological process (GO): carbohydrate metabolic process
Molecular function (GO): starch binding; 4-alpha-glucanotransferase activity
Source: RefSeq, a predicted model, not a curated record
CUCGUGAAAGGAGCGUUCGAGCAAAUUUCCUUCAUAAGAUAGAAAAGAAACAAAUCUUCUUUCUCUGAACCCGUCCUAUCGCUCGCGACCUUUGAGUCUUUGACGCUCACUCCUUUAUGCGUUGUCAGAUUUACCUCCGAAAUAUCUUGGUAUAUACUAUAUAGAAAUUAGAAAGUGACGGGCAUUUAUUUGCACGAACACAAACAAAGCCCCUUUUUUUAUGAUUCAGUUGUUUCUUCUCCACUUGCAUAGCCUUUUAUGAUAUUGAUAAAGCCCAGUAGCCCACCAUUGUUUUGAAAAAAUUUGUGCACGACACACAUAACUCUCGAAUUCAGUAAAGCUUUCUGGGUAUUGUAGGUGCCAUCUGGGUCUGAUUCAAUCUUUAUUGAAAUGGCUAAUUUGGGAUUGUUUUCUGGGACUAAGUCCGUCAAAUCGGUUAAUGUGAGCUUUAGAUUGCCAUAUUACACUCAGUGGGGGCAAAGCCUGAUCGUAUGUGGCUCUGAACCGGUUCUCGGAUCAUGGAAUGUGAAGAAGGGUUUGUUGUUGAGUCCUGUUCAUGUAGGUGAAGAGCUUGUCUGGUGCGGCAGGAUUGCUCUACCAAACGGCUUCAGUUGUGAGUACACCUAUUAUGUGGUGGACGAUGGAAAAAAUCUUCUGAGAUGGGAGAUGGGAAAGAAACACAAACUGUUACUGCCCGAGAGUGUUCAAGGAGGAGAGCUUGUGGAGCUUCAUGAUCUUUGGCAGACUGGUGCCGAUGAUCUCCCUUUCAGAAGUGCCUUCAAAAAUGUUGUCUUUCAAGCUAGUUGGAGUUUGAAGGUAGAGAGACCUCUAGGAGUUCUUCAGAAUAAGUUGGACCAGGAAGAUUCAGCACUUGUUCAUUUCAAAAUUUGCUGUCCAAAUAUUGAAGAAGAGACGUCAGUUUAUGUGAUUGGUAGCACUGCAAAGUUAGGGCAGUGGAAGGUUCAAGAUGGACUUAGACUUAGCUAUGCUGGGGAUUCAAUUUGGCAAGCAGAUUGUUUGAUACCAAAGGGUGAUUUUCCCAUGAAAUAUAAGUACUGUAAGUACAGCAAGGCUGGGAACUUUGCUUUGGAAACGGGUUCCAAUCGGGAUUUGUCUAUUGACUUCUCGAAUGGACAACCAAAUUACAUAUUCCUUUCCGACGGCAUGCUGCGAGAAAUGCCUUGGCGAGGUGCUGGUGUUGCCAUUCCCAUGUUUUCCUUAAGGUCAGAAACUGACCUAGGAGUUGGGGAAUUUCUUGAUCUAAAACUACUUGUUGAUUGGUCUGUGGAGUCUGGGUUCCAUUUAGUUCAGCUUCUACCAAUAAAUGAUACAUCUGUGAAUGGAAUGUGGUGGGAUUCCUAUCCCUACAGCUCACUUUCUGUAUUUGCAUUGCAUCCAUUAUACCUCCGCGUACAGGCACUUUCAGAAAAUUUUCCCGAGGAUAUCAAGAUAGAGAUUCAUGAGGCUAAAGAGCGACUGGAUGGAAAGGAUGUUGAUUACGAGGCUACUUUGGCUACUAAACUUUCAAUUGCCAAGAAAGUUUUUGCCUUUGAAAAGGAUCUAAUACUGAACUCUAGUUCCUUUCAGAAAUAUUUUUCUGAGAAUGAGGAAUGGCUAAAACCGUAUGCGGCAUUUUGUUUUCUGAGGGACUUCUUUGAGACAUCAGAUCAUAGCCAAUGGGGUCGCUUUUCUAACUAUUCAAAAGUAAAGCUUGAGAAACUUGUCUCAAAAGACAGCCUGCACUACGACAUUAUAUGCUUCCAUUAUUAUAUUCAGUUCCAUUUACAUUUACAAUUAUCAGAAGCUGCAGAAUAUGCUAGGAAGAAAGGAGUGAUAUUGAAAGGAGAUCUACCGAUUGGUGUUGAUAGAAAUAGUGUGGAUACCUGGGUCUAUCCAAAUUUGUUUCGAAUGAAUACUUCUACUGGAGCACCCCCAGAUUAUUUUGAUAAAAAUGGUCAGAAUUGGGGCUUUCCAACUUAUAACUGGGAGGAAAUGUCAAAGGACAACUAUGCUUGGUGGCGUGGUCGUCUAACACAGAUGGCAAAAUACUUUACGGCUUACAGGAUUGAUCAUAUAUUGGGUUUCUUUAGAAUCUGGGAGCUUCCUGAUCAUGCUAUGACUGGUUUAAUUGGGAAAUUCCGACCAUCUAUACCUCUUAGUCAGGAAGAACUUGAACGUGAGGGAAUAUGGGACUUUAAUCGCUUGAGCUGCCCCUACAUCCGGAAGGAGUUUUUACAGGAAAAAUUUGGUGCUUCGUGGACUUUGAUUGCGUCAAAUUUUCUUAAUGAAUAUCAGAAGGAUCGGUAUGAGUUCAAGGAAGACUGCAACACAGAGAGAAAAAUUGCUUCCAAGCUGAAUUCAUUUGCAGAAAGAUCUUUGUUGUUUGAGAAGGAAGAAAAGAUACGGAGUGAUCUUUUUGAUCUUCUAAAGAAUAUAGUACUCAUCAGAAAUUCGGAGGAUGCAAGGAAAUUCUACCCUCGUUUCAAUCUUGAAGAUACUUCAAGUUUUAAGGAUUUGGAUGAUCACAGCAAAAAUGUUCUGAAAAGAUUAUAUUAUGACUACUAUUUCCAACGGCAAGAAGAUCUGUGGCGGAAAAAUGCUUUAGAAACACUACCAGUUCUCCUGAAUUCAUCUGACAUGUUAGCAUGUGGGGAAGAUCUGGGCCUUAUCCCUGCUUGUGUUCAUCCUGUUAUGCAAGAAUUAGGAUUAAUAGGUUUGCGCAUUCAGCGUAUGCCCAGUGAACCUGGUCUGGAGUUUGGUAUUCCAUCCCAAUACAGCUAUAUGACGGUGUGUGCACCAUCAUGCCACGACUGUUCCACGCUGCGCGCUUGGUGGGAGGAAGAUGAAGAAAGAAGACGUCGAUUUUUUAAAGCUGUGGUUGGAUCUGAUGCAUUGCCACCUGGUCAAUGUGUUCCAGAGAUCGCGUACUAUAUCAUAAGGCAGCAUUUUGAGGCUCCCUCAAUGUGGGCAAUUUUCCCUCUUCAGGAUAUGCUGGCACUGAAAGAAGAGUACACAACACGCCCUGCUGCGGAGGAGACAAUCAAUGACCCCACAAAUCCAAAGCACUAUUGGAGAUACCGUGUACAUGUGACUUUGGAGUCUUUGAUGAAGGAUAAAGAGCUCAAAACGACCAUUAAAGAUCUCGUCUGUGGGAGUGGGAGAUCAUAUCCUCCUUUGGCAGAAGCUGUUAAGCAAGCAAAUGAAGCAACAUCAGCCAUAACUCUAGAGAAGCAGAAGGUUGCCAGUGGCCUGGACAAGAUCUCAAUUGCACCACAGCUAAAUGGAGCUCAACGAAAGGAGACUCUUGCUGUCUAGUGUUGUCUCAACGAUAUAUUCCCUUGCUCCUCUCAGGGCAUAGGAGUGAUCAUAUGCCAACCUCGAAAAGCGAGAUACUUAAAUAACUUAUUUCCUCCUCCCCCAGGCACUGGAUGAAACCGUCUCGAUCAUCGAAGUUACAUAGGACAGUAUAUCGUUCCGUUACUUCAUAAUCCUGUUCUUUUUGCAGUAAUUUUAAUAAAACCAAAUAAAUGGUGUUAAGAGUGCAGCAUGAUACUGCCUUUUGUAUUCAUGGCUCAAAAUCAUUCUGUCCAGUACACAUACAUAUGGUAUCCGAUUGAUAGAUGUGUCGUAGAA